This is a messenger RNA of Monomorium pharaonis (pharaoh ant), 2113 nucleotides long. RefSeq lists its product as uncharacterized. Gene Ontology annotation, cellular component: dendrite; membrane; axon. The coding region runs from base 31 to 1305 and encodes 424 amino acids. Gene Ontology annotation, biological process: sensory perception of taste. Lineage: Eukaryota; Metazoa; Arthropoda; Insecta; Hymenoptera; Formicidae. The transcript is spliced from 2 exons. The record is from RefSeq and is a predicted model, not a curated record.
AUUAGCAAAAAAAAAGAACAAGAGGUGAAAAUGAAAAAAAUCUUCGUGCCAGUAGACGACAUUCCAUCGAUAGAGCAUACCUUACGUCCAAUAUCGUACAUCUCUUGGUUACUGGGCGUCGGCGUUGCACGACCGCGAAAGUUUUCAAAGACUAUGACGAUAAUUAUACGUAUCGUUCAUCUGGUCAUGUGUUCGGUCAGCAUGGUGUGCAACGCGAUUGACCUUUUCAAUUACGUUAGCAUCAACAAAUUAUACAAUCACAUGUUUUUGAUCACGUAUUUUAUGGACAGAAUGAUGUGCUACGUGUCGGCGUAUUACUACAUUUAUCACGGAAUCAGGCAGUAUGACAAGUGGUCAAAGCUAAUCGACAAAAUAAAGGGGCUCGAUCAGAAGAUCAGGAAAGAAACACAGAUUAAUGAUCAACCAAUAAGAAAUGUGGAAGUAAUAGCAAUUCUCGCGACUACCGUUUGCUGUCUUUUAUUGCUGAUCAUACCUGUUGUGCGUUAUUGUAUAGAUUCACGGAACAUUUACGCAACCGAGUUGUUGCUUUUCUACGUGUUAGCCCAGUCACUUGUCAACAGUUUCGUCUUCGAUGUUGUUGUCUAUGUGCUAUAUUACAGAUUUCAAACGAUAAAUAAAUUAAUCGGCCAGUUGGAUAAGCUAUUUAAUGCGUCAUGGGCCGCGCUCAAGAUUAAACGUAUGAGAGAAUUGCAUUACGAUAUUUGUGAUCUCGUCAUCAUGAUAAAUGAAAUUCACGGUCUUCAGCUCCUUCUCUGUUCUGCAAACUGCUUUACUGCAGUCGAGGCUACACUAUUUAGAAUCUAUCUACUUGUCCUGAAGGAACCCUAUAAUUACUGCUAUUAUAUAUUGAUAAAUAGUAUUGUUUGCAUUUUGUAUCUCGUGCAAUUUGGUUUAAUGUGCUGGAUUUGUACGCUUGCGCGUCAAGAAUCCGAUAAGACUGGGAUAAUUAUAUGCGCGAUUAUACUGAAACGCAAACCUGUAAAUCAUGAAAAAUUACACGAGACAAUAAAUCAAACAUUUCUAGAGGUGCAAAAUUCUAAUUGGAGUAGUAACCAUAAUUGGAAUUACGUCGUCAUAGAAAAUUUUUUUUUGAAAAAUUUGGAAGAAAAUUGUGUCAGAAACGAGAUCAAUGACUUUUCGAUUCAACUGCAACUUCGUCGAGUAGCAUUUACAGCCUGCUAUUUCUUCGAAAUAAGCAAUAAUCUGUUCUGCGGUGUAAGUACAAAAUUUAUUUACUUUAUUACUAUUCAUGUAAAGUUAGCUAUUUUCAAGCUAGCAAUGUAAACAAUAGGUCUCGACACAAUUAAAUAAAGUGCAUUUAUUUUUCAGUUUAUCGGAGUGAUCAUCACUUAUUUAAUAAUCUAUAUUCAAUUCUCUGAGUGAUCCGAAAAUAAUAUCAUAUUUUCUACUUGUCCUGAAGGAUACAUUUAUGAGUUUAUUGUACAAUUUUUAUAUACAUAAUGUAAUAUAUAUAAUAUAUAAUUCUAAAAUUUCUAUUUUUAAACACGCAUACACAUGCGUGCGCGCAUAUAUAUAUAUAGUUUUGAUAUAGGAAACCGCAAAGUGAUAGUUCCUUUCAUAAAGAGGAAAAUAUAAAAAAUAGUCAUUAACUUACGUAAUAACCAUUAUUAAGCAUACGGUUGAAGAUAAUUUAAAUAUUUAAAUUAUUGCAAUAUUAAAAAGUUACUUUUUUAAUGUUUAACGUUUAAUUAAAAUAAUAAUAUAGCACUUGAAAAAGGCAUUUCACUUUUUCUAUCUGUUUCUUAUCUAGCUGAUAUUAAUGAUCAUAUGUUUGUACAUUGCCAUCGUAAAAUAUAUUUUAUCAGAUCUAUAAAAUUUAUAAAAACUGCGUUUAUAGAAAAAAAAAAACAAUUAAUCGCUAAACAUAAUCUAAUUGUGCAUUGCACUUGCAGAAUUGCACAAGUACUAUGUCGUCUUUUAUUGUUACGUGAAGUAUGAAGGAGAAUUCAGGGCGCGCGCUUGUAAAAGUGUUUUGUUUCUAAAAAAGCUUUACACUAUUCUUUCUACAAAAUAUUCUGUCUCGUGAAUGUAAUCAGCAGUCGUACUCAUUUACAAAGCGUCGAUUAACAAG